Molecule: messenger RNA, 899 nt
Organism: Exophiala viscosa
Lineage: Eukaryota; Fungi; Ascomycota; Eurotiomycetes; Chaetothyriales; Herpotrichiellaceae
Product: thioredoxin-like protein
Exons: 2
Coding region: 305-724 (139 amino acids)
Biological process (GO): mitochondrial translation
Cellular component (GO): mitochondrial large ribosomal subunit
Molecular function (GO): structural constituent of ribosome
Source: RefSeq, a predicted model, not a curated record
CCAUGAUGUUCAAGCUGCUCGGUCGCCAGGAAUACGAGAGAAGAAGGCGCCUCGUGCGGCAGACUUGCAGAUGCACUGCCACCAAGCCAUCCUCACUUCAAAUGACCACAGUCUAACCUAUCCGUGUCAUUAGAAAUCCAUACUAUCCUCUUUACAAACUAGCACAGCCUUGCGCAGCGAGAUUUGCCUUGCAGCUGCAUCGCAAGUGCGCUCUUCAUAAAACAGCCCAUUCCACAGUCCACCAUCACAUCGCCGACCAGCGAACACCACGUUAUCUCACCUGCACAACCACAUCGCCGCAAUCAUGGUUGUGCAAGGUCUCAAAACCGUCUCCACAUCACGGAACGGCCUCGGCGCCUUCAUCCUCCAAUGCAAACGCCUCGACUUCCACUACUGCGACUGGGCCGGCUCUUCACGCGGCAUGAAAUCGUUCCUGACAUCCCCUCUCCUCGCGUCCUUCACGCAAAAAUACCCAGGCACCGAGUUCCGGAUAUCGCCUCGUCCGAAUAAACACCCCAUCGUCAAGGCGUAUUUUAUCAACGGCCGUGAGAAGGCCGUGUGUCUGCGCAACCUCGAGAAGGAACAGAUUCUGAAGAAGGUCGAGGUUUUGGUCACGAACAGCGGCAAGAAGAACGAGUUGAUCAGAGGCAAAAAUGUGGUUAGUGUGAAUGAGAAUGUUAGAGGAAUGUGGAGUCCUAUGCAUGGCGGGAUCAAGACUAUAUGAGAUCGGAACAGUGUACAGGACACUGGGAAGUAUUCGUUCGAACAUUUGAACGGUGCACUGGAGCAGAGGAGCGGCCAUCUUCCAGCGUCUGGGGUUGAUGAAAUGGUAUUUCGGGCGUCCAAUGCAUGGUGCGCCCUUCUGGGAUCGCAACACUGUACAGAUGCUGAAGUGCAGA